CCGAAAGGUCUCUUAGCGGAAAUAGUGUUGUUGAUUUGGUAGUGGGCUAAAUUUGUCGUCAACACAGCUGUGGCCUCCCAAUCCACAACCACCUGGGCGUGCGUUGAAUUGAGUCAUUGAUACCGUUUUCUGCACGGUCGUUAUCUUUGACCGAACUUCGGUGGGACAAGUGGUUCGAGGAUGGUCUUGUCCACAACACAACAAGUUGCCCUGGCGUUCACGGCGGUGCUGUUCACGUUUGUAGUCCUGCCAAAGCUGUUCGGCACUGGGACGAAGGAAUCGAGGCUCGACCCUCGCUACUCCAGAAAAGGUGCACUUCGAGGUCCGCCGGUCAGCAUGGGAGACCCCAGCUCACAUCAGUCGGCCGAGAACAUGCGGCAGAUGAAGAAACUGAUGGAGCAGGAGAUGAAGGGCGACAAAUUCAAAUCCAACAACAACGGGAAGGGCUACGUGUUCACGCUCAUGCCGUUGUACGCCAUUGGGGUCGGAGUGUUUGCGGCAUACAAGUUUUUGAAGAUCAAGUCUUCAGAUGACCAAGCACAAAAGGAGAAAUUUACAAAAGGGGCCAAAAAGUCGGCCGAGGCAGAGAACCAGUUGAACGAACUGGAACAAAGGCUCGCCCAAACAGAAAGGAUGCUCAAUUCUAUUCUCACCCAGCUCGACCCGCUCACAAACUGCGCAAAAUCUGUGGCCCAGGAGCAGAAGAACGAGAUCAUGAGCCAACUCCAGACCAUCCGCGAUCUCAUGAAAAAGAGAGGAAUGGACUGCCCGCCUAUGAACGAGGCCGGCUUUGAGCAAAGCCUGGGCAACCUCAUCGAGACGCUGGGCGCCAGCGGGACUUCGCCGGCCGGAGACCCGCGUGCCGAAAAACCCUCCGAAAAGCCACUCGACGUCGCCGAAGCCGGCGACGUCAAGAAACCUCCCCCGGAGGAGGAGAUGGCGGAAGAGAAAAAUGACGAAACAGAAGAAACGGAGGAGGUUAAAAAAGACGAGGAGGAGGAGGAGGAGGAAACGGAGGAAGGAGACGAGGAGUUUGAUUUCAUGCCUUCGCUCGCCGCCAGAAACUGUGAGGAGAGCGGCAAAGAGCAGCAGGCAUGCGGCCUCAGGCGACGCAACGUACCGGAAUGAACUUCUCGCAGGAAGUAUUUUACUGUAUAUGAUUAUUUAUUCUCUGAAUAUUCGUCCCAAAAUGUGGAUCUAUUCAGUUUUAUCGUCCACCAAAAAAAAAAAAAAAAAAAAAUUAACCAGGGCUUUAGUAGUUGCUGAUUCAGCGUAAGUGCAGUAAGUCUUCUGUGCAAUCAGCAGCUGUUAUUAGAUGUGGAAAACAAUACAUAUAUUUAAAAAGAAAAAAAUAUGUGCCUUUUUAAAGUUGAGAUGAUACUGACUCAUACAAAAUUAAAAUUUUGAUUUAAUCACCUUUGUCAGAGCUGCUCAAACUGGCCAGGGGUCUUCAUUUUCACAACUGCCGAUGAGACCGGGUGUCGAUUAUGGGUAAGGCUUUUUAUUUUUAUUCUCUCUUGACAAAGUUAAGUGUAACAAAAGCAUUCUCGUAAUUUUUUUUCUUUCUCUAAAAUGUAAAAAAAAAUUACAAUGAUUUAAUGCCCGAGUGAAGGGCACCUGAGCAGUCGAUUUGCCGUUUGGCAUUCUGAGACUGUUGGAGCUGCGGCCACUAUUUGAGGAAAAUAAAAUGGUACACAAUUUUAGUUGACGUACCAAAUUUCCUCAAAUACUGUCAUCCGCUCCAAUAGACGCCACCACACCCCAAAUAAUUGAAUAAAUUAGAACCACACCUACAAUCGACAUAACUCCCAAGAUCAAAACGAUGUGUUUUUAAAAUGUUUUAUUCCUUAACAUUUGUGUAAGUGCCUUACCCCUUAUCGAUGACCAGUACUCGUUGAAGUUGAGUAAAUGGGCACCCUUUUGCCAUUUUGAGUCGCUGCAGCGAAAUGACAAUUUCUUUUACCGCGGUGUCUUAAAAGGGAACUUCUGAACUGUAGGGGGAGCCCUGGAGCUGGAGGGUGGCGGGGUAACCAAAACAUUAUAACUUGAAGUCCGUUUGAAUAAGUCUUUAGUUUCAUAAAGUCAUGGACAGCAAAACGAUGCUCAAAGCAGAAUAUUGUCUGAAUGGACAAAUUCACAUUAUUUCAAAAAGGUAUGCAUGUUUUUGUGACUUGUCUGCCUGUGAAAUUUGACGGCAUGUUAUGAAUAGUUUUUGAAACAAAACAGUGGACCCUCACAUUUCGUAGUUCGAAUCUGCCUCAUUUUAUUUCCUCAAUGACUUUUCAACGAAAACAAAAGUGGUCCUGAAUAGUUUCCAUUUUAUUUUGUGUCGUCCGUUAUCUAUACAUUGUGUGUCACGUGAACGGAAAUAAAUAGAAAAGAAUCACUUUA
Messenger RNA from Hippocampus zosterae (dwarf seahorse), 2391 nucleotides. RefSeq names its product coiled-coil domain containing 107 (gene ccdc107). Bases 181 to 1128 code for a protein of 315 amino acids. Gene Ontology annotation, cellular component: intracellular membrane-bounded organelle; neuron projection; neuronal cell body. The record is from RefSeq and is a predicted model, not a curated record. Lineage: Eukaryota; Metazoa; Chordata; Actinopteri; Syngnathiformes; Syngnathidae. The transcript is spliced from 6 exons. Gene Ontology annotation, biological process: synaptic transmission, cholinergic; protein localization to cell surface.